Penicillium diatomitis is the source of this 1062-nucleotide messenger RNA. RefSeq names its product isopenicillin N synthase family dioxygenase. Gene Ontology annotation, molecular function: dioxygenase activity. The transcript has 2 exons. The record is from RefSeq and is a predicted model, not a curated record. NCBI's taxonomy places the organism in Eukaryota, Fungi, Ascomycota, Eurotiomycetes, Eurotiales, Aspergillaceae. The coding region runs from base 1 to 1062 and encodes 353 amino acids.
AUGGCUGGCCAUCUACAAGAGCUCAACCCGGUGUCCAACGCCGUAUCAAAGGACGAUCUCGUGAUACCGCUCAUCGAUUUCGGCCCCUUCUCCACUGGAACCCCAUCCGACAAACACGCAGUCGCCUUAUCCAUCACUAACGCUUUCAAGUCCUCCGGGUUCAUCUACCUGAAAGAUCAUGGUAUCCCUCCGUCGGUAGUCUCACGAGUCUUUGCUUCAUCAGCAACCUUCUUUCGCCGACCCCAAAGCCAAAAGGACGCCUUGGGAUGGACGACUCCACAGUCCAAUCGCGGAUACGUUGCCAUUGGACGCGAGAAGCUCGCAACGGUGGAGGAGACCGGCCAGAUGGAGACACUGCGGGGCGCCGCCCCGGACAUCAAAGAGACGAUGGAGAUCGGUCGCGAGGGAGUCGACGGACUACCGAAUCAAUGGCCCGAUCAUCUGGACGAGGAAGGCAAAGAGUUCAAGAAGACCAUGUUGUCCUUUUUUGAUAUGUGUAAGGAGUUGCACAAACAGGUCAUGUGUGCGAUCGCCCUGGGCAUGAGUCUCCCUGAACACUUUUUCGACGAGUUUGUUGACGAGGGCGAUAAUAAUCUGCGGCUUCUGCAUUAUCCCCCAGUCCGCAAGGAUGUCUUCAAACAGAAUCCCCACCAAGUUCGCGCCGGGGAGCAUAGCGAUUACGGAUCGAUUACAUUGCUGUUCCAGGAUCGCCAUGGUGGACUUCAGGUGCGGAGCCCUAAAGGGACGUUUGUGGAUGCGACGCCAAUCCCUGACACGAUCGUUGUCAAUGCGGGGGACCUGUUGGCCCGCUGGUCGAACGAUACCAUCAAGAGCACUCGUCAUCGUGUGAUUGAGCCGCCCAAGCCAGCGGCUCUGGAUGAGCAAGAUUCGUCAGAAACGUAUCCCUCGCGAUACAGCAUCGCUUACUUUUGCAAUCCCAAUAACAACAAGCUGAUCGAGGCAUUACCCGGCACCUACGGCGAAGAUAUAAAUGAGUCCAAGAAAUACGCCGGCAUCACGGCCGGAGACUACCUCGUGCAGCGACUCACCGCUACAUAUUGA